AUGACUAUCAGUCGUGGUGCAUCGUAUUUUAUCUCUACACCGAUUUAUUAUGUUAAUUCGAAACCUCAUAUCGGUCAUCUCUAUUCCAGUUUACUUGCUGACACGAUUGCCCGUUGGCAAGUGGUGAAACAUACCCCAGCACCGAGAAUUAUUUUCUCCACAGGCACUGAUGAACAUGGUUUGAAAAUUGAACGCGCGGCGACUGCUGCGCAGCUAACCCCUCCAGAAUUUUGUAGUCAAGUUUCAAAUACAUUUCGCAAAAUGUUUGAUCUAUUCUCCAUUCAAUACACAAAUUACAUUCGAACAACAGAUGAAAGCCACCGUCAAGCUGUUAAACAUGUUUGGCAAGAACUAGCUAAGCGAAAUCUCAUUUACAAAGGCAGCUAUCAAGGAUGGUACUCUGUGCAAGACGAAUGUUUUGUUAGUGAAGAUGAAAUUAUAAAAGAUCAAGCAGGGCAUGCCAAACUGAAAGAAACCGAUCGGCCAGUCGAAUGGACGGAAGAGAAAAAUUACAUGUUUAAGUUGAGCUCAUUCCACGAACGAAUCGAAAAAUGGAUUGUUGAUCACAAACCCUUAUUUCCUAUGAAAUAUAACAAAUUAGCAUUGAUUCAAUUGAAUGAAUUGAAAAAGCAAGGUGAUAUUUCAAUAUCGCGAGAAGCGAAACGAUUAACAUGGGGUAUUCAAGUACCCAAUGAUCCUUCUCAAGUCGUCUAUGUUUGGAUAGAUGCGUUGAUAAAUUAUCUGACGGUGGUCGGUUAUCCUCUUCAUCAAACACAUUGGCCUCCGAACUGUCAAAUAAUCGGCAAAGAAAUCCUUCGAUUUCAUGCUAUUUAUUGGCCAGCACUACUCAUGGGACUUGAUCUUGACUUACCAGAUCAGAUCGUUGUCCAUGGACAUUGGUUAAAAGAUGAUAGAAAAAUGUCCAAAAGUGUCGGUAACGUAAUAGAUACAUUCGAUUUAUUGUCAAAAUUGCAAUGCGAUGGUGUGCGAUAUUGUCUAUUGCGUGAAGAUAUACUCUCUCAAGAUGCAAAUUUUAAUGAAUAUAAAAUGAGAAAGUACUUAAACGCUGAAUUAGCGAAUACACUUGGAAAUCUCUUGAAUCGCGUCACAUCAUCAACAAUCAAUCCAUCACAUACGUAUCCGUCGUAUUGUUUACCGUUCUUUCCCCCUUCAACCAAUGAUCUUGCCGAGCAAUGUAAUCAACUUGCAGGACGCGUGACAACCGCGUACGAUUCAUAUGAGUUCUAUCACGGGAUCAUCGCUAUUAUGGACGUUCUACGUACAUGCAACGGCUAUGUACAAUCUGAACAACCUUGGGUGCUAGCAAAAUCUCCCAAAGAAAUUGAUCGACAACGUUUACAAGUGCUGAUUUAUCUAACACUCGAAUGUUUACGUAUUUGCGGAAUACUUUUGCAACCGAUCAUUCCGUCCAUAACAAAACAAUUACUAGAUGUUCUCGAUAUCGAUGAAAACAAGCGCACGUUGAAUGAUUGGAAGUUUACCGUUAACGGCGAAACUUAUCAUAUAUUGGGUGUGGUCGGUCAAGGUGGAGAAGCGACUGUAUACAAAUGUGAAGAUUCCGAUGGACAUCUCCAUGCAGCGAAAGUCUUCUACUUUUCACGCUUUCCUCCCUCUCAGUUACGCUAUCGAAUUGAUGGCUUUCUUAAAGAAGCACGAAUUCUGAGAUACCUCAGUGGACGAUCUCCACAUUUCGUUCAACUACGUGAUUAUGAAUAUAAACCUAGUGAAAACGUAGGCUAUAUGGUGAUGGAAUUAGGAAGCAGUUGUCUAAGACAACAUAUGCAAGGUUUACCAUUGAACGAUCAAGCUCGGCAAAUGUAUUGGAAACAAAUUGUUGGUAUUUUACGAGCACUUGAAGACGCACAGAUAGUUCAUGCUGAUAUCAAACCAGAUAACAUCAUUAUUGUCAAUAAUAUUCUGAAGAUCACUGAUCUUGGUCUGGCUUUUGGUUUACCAUGGAUGAGACAAGCUACUCGACGACCGGUUGUACGUGGAACGAUAGAUUAUAUGGCACCGGAAGUUUUCUCGCAUCAAACAGGCUUUAAAUCUGAUGUUUGGUCAGCAGGCAUCAUCCUAUAUGAAAUGACUUAUGGUCGUCCUCCUUACUUUGGUCUUUUCGAUCGAAAUCAAAAAGUUGCUGCGAUAUCGGCAAUGACGCCUAUACCUUUUCCUCCCAUACACGAUCCUCUUCUGUUUGAUUGCAUGGAACAAUGUCUCAGAGCAAUUCCUUCUCUAAGGCCGAACUCGGUUACUUUUUCCAAUCGAAGAAUAACGGUCAUGUCUGCGAUAAAUACAUUUUCGAUCUUCGAACAUAGUGACAAAUCGAAUCUGAAAAAUAAAUUCAAUCUACACAUACACUUCUGGACUUCUCCACUUUUCAACCGCAACACAUUAUGUGCAACAUUGGGUAUCUAUUUAUCUGUGAAUGGGUGGUUAAAUUAUCCACGUUUGGCGGUUUUUGCGUCGAUAAUUACAACAAUUUGCCUUUUUGCACUUGACUUCAACGCUCGAACGCAAGUCCAAUGUUUUUGUCUUAUGUCUGCUACAGCUUUCUUCAUUGGUAUUUAUCUAAGUCCAUUGAUUAAUCUGGCUAUUCAUGUUAAUCCUCAAAUUGUUAUGACAGCAUUUCUGUUAACCACAAUUAUUUUUGUUUGUUUUACACUUAGUGCAUUACUUACACAAAAACGAACACAUCUCUAUUUGGGAGGCAUGCUUGCUGUGGCUCUAAUGAAUUUAUUUGGACUUUCGCAAUUGAUUUUCAAUGUAAACUUAUAUCUUGGCUUGCUGAUUGUGUAUGGAUAUAUUCUGUAUGAUACACAGUUGAUUGUGGAACGCGCUACUCAUAAUGAUAUAAACUAUGUCAAACAUGCGAUUCUUCUGUUUAUUGAUUUGGUUGACGUAUUUGUUCGCACUGUGAUUGUUUUGCUUAAAAAUCUUGAGGGUGUCAAUGGAAUUUCGAUUGAAUUACUGCAGGCGGAAAUCGAAAAUCGAAUUCAACAUAGAUCUUUUGCGUUGAAAACUGUGCAGGUGUUUAGUAUUAUUGGCCCACUCGCAAUCAACGUUUAUUCAAAUCCGUCGGAUUCAAAUACAAAACGUGUUCGAAUCGAAAACGAAACCGAACGACAAAUGGAGAUGCAAUUAUUGGAUUCGCCACCUUCUCGAAAGAAGUCCAAACAGAUGCCAGCAAGUAAGAAAUCAUCGAACAACGCAGCGGGCGGUGGAGAUUCCUCAAUGUUCGGCGUGACAAUAGAUCAACUGAAAUCAUUGAUGGAAUUACAUGGCAAAGAAUUAAUCGAGAAAUUAAACUCAUCGGAAUUCAACGGUCUGAAAGGCAUAUUAGAGAAACUAAAAGUCGAUGAUAGCCACGGACUCGAUUCCAACAACAAUGAAGAUCUUGAACAACGUCGUACAGCAUAUGGAAGAAAUGAAAUUCCACCAAAACCGAUGAAAUCAUUUCUGAAAUUGUGUUGGGAUGCGCUGCAUGAUAUGUUAUUAAUUAUUUUAUUAGUUUGCGCUGUUGUUUCAAUUGGUCUUUCAUUUUAUAAGCCACCACGCAAGGAAAACGAUCAUGAAGACGAACCUAAUUUGGAAUGGAUUGAAGGUGUAGCAAUCUUGGUGGCAGUUCUUGUUGUUGUGUUUGUCACAGCAUUCAAUGAUUGGAGAAAAGAACGACAAUUUCGUGGUUUGCAGAGUAAAAUUGAAAAAGAUCAACAGACGUCCGUUGUUCGAGAUGGACAUAUACAACAGAUUCCUGUGGCGGAUCUCGUUGUUGGUGAUCUUUGUUUCAUUAAAUAUGGUGAUCUUUUACCAGCUGAUGGCAUCCUCGUUCAAUCGAGUGACUUGAAGAUUGAUGAGUCAUCGUUAACAGGAGAAACAGACUUGAUAAAGAAAGGUGAAGGUGAUGAUAUUGGUUUGCUGUCAGGCACACAUGUUAUGGAAGGCAGCGGCCGAAUGAUUGUUCUCGGCGUUGGGCUGAAUUCGCAAGUCGGAAGUAUCAUGAGUCUCUUGGGCGCUACAGAAGGUGGCAAGAAAACAAAGGCGAAAAAGAGCGAAUCGAAACCGAAACCAAGAACACAAUCAACACCGAAAGUUUCGGCCGAUCUACAACGACAAAGCGUACGUAUUGAGGAUGAAACAAAACCAGCCGAAGGAAGCACACAAUGGCGAGAAGUGUCGGAAAGAAAAUCAUCGCAUGAAUCCAAACCAACAAAUAAUAGUCACGAUACUGCAGUACAAGAUUCUAAACCUGCACAAACAGCUGCUGAAGCGGGGGAAGAGGAAGAUGAUGAAGGCGGUGUAGACGAUGGCAAACAUAAAUCUGUUCUUCAGAGUAAAUUGACAACCCUUGCUCUCUAUAUUGGUUACAUCGGCAUGUCUGCGGCAUUCUUAACAUUAAUCUGUUUGAUUGUACGUUACUGCAUCACGACUUAUGUUGUCAAAGGCGAAAAAGCAUCCGGAAGCGAUGUUGGUUACUUCAUUUCAUUUCUCAUCCAAGCAAUUACUGUUGUGGUCGUGUCGGUACCAGAAGGUCUUCCAUUGGCUGUCACACUCGCACUGGCUUACGCCGUUCGAAAAAUGAUGACAGAUAAUAAUUUGGUCCGACAUUUAGAUGCAUGCGAAACUAUGGGCAAUGCUUCGACCAUAUGUUCAGACAAAACAGGAACAUUAACCACCAACCGUAUGACUGUUGUUCAAUCUUAUGUUAAUGGCAAACAUUGUGAAACAUUACCAAAGAAAGAAGAAGUCAAUGAAGAUCUAUUGUCGCUACUGUUCGAAGCUGUUUCUGUGAAUUCGAAUUACACAUCCAAAAUUGAAGACCCAAAACCGGACGUUGGCGGUUUACCAAAACAAGUUGGUAAUAAAACGGAAUGUGCUCUAUUAGAUUUAGUUCAACGUUGGGGUGGAUCGUAUGACAAAAUUCGUCAGGAGUAUCCAGAAGGACGACUAGUUAAAGUUUACACGUUCAAUUCUGCUCGUAAAAUGAUGAGCACGAUUAUCCAACGUGAUGAUGGAUAUCGUGUUUACACAAAAGGAGCAUCCGAAAUGGUUUUAACUAAGUGCACAUCUAUCCUCGGCGAAAAUAAUCAAGAAAAACAAUUAACAGAUGAGCAAAAGAAACACAUAACACAAGAGGUGAUCGAAAAAAUGGCACACAAUGCACUACGAACCAUUUGUAUCGCUUAUAAAGACCUUGGCAAAGACAAAAUGGACUGGGAUGAUGAAGAAAAGAUAAUAAACAACUUAAAAUGUAUUGCAAUUGUCGGCAUUGAAGAUCCCGUCCGAGAUGAAGUGCCAGAAGCUAUUGAGAAAUGUCAAAAAGCCGGUGUGGUUGUUCGCAUGGUUACUGGAGACAAUAUCAUGACAGCGCGUUCGAUUGCAACGAAAUGUGGUAUCUUAAAGCCGGAUGAUGAUUUUCUUGUACUCGAAGGCAAAGAUUUCAAUCAACGUAUUCGUGAUGCGUCAGGAAGAAUCUCACAAAAGAAACUCGAUGAAGUUUGGCCCAAAUUGCGUGUACUUGCACGCUCAUCACCUCAGGAUAAGUACAAUCUAGUCAAUGGUAUUGUCGAAAGUCGUGCCACCCAUCAUCGUGAAGUUGUUGCCGUCACCGGUGAUGGUACGAAUGAUGGACCAGCCCUUAAACGUGCCGAUGUUGGUUUCGCUAUGGGAAUCCAAGGAACAGAUGUGGCUAAACAAGCAUCUGAUAUUAUAUUAACAGAUGACAACUUUUCGUCGAUUGUUAAAGCAAUGAUGUGGGGCAGAAAUGUUUAUGAUUGCAUUGCAAAAUUUCUUCAAUUUCAAUUAACAGCUAAUUUAUCUGCUGGUAUCCUUUCUGUUGUAUCAGCUGCAGCUAUCAGUAGCGUUCCUUUACGAGCUGUUCAAAUGCUUUGGGUCAAUCUUGUUAUGGACACUUUGGCUUCACUUGCAUUGGCAACUGAACCUCCUACGGAAGAAUUGUUAAAUCGAAAACCAUAUGGACGAACAAAGUCGAUUAUCUCCCCAUUGAUGAUGCGAAAUAUAAUUGGACAAGCAUUGUAUCAACUUGUUGUAAUGUUUGUUAUUCUCUAUGCGGGUCAAUAUUUCCUCGACGUCGAAUCAACGGUUGACAAAAUACAACACGAUCCGCAUGCCGGACGAGAAUUGAGUGAACAGUUCACUAUGGUAUUCAAUGCAUUUGUCUUGAUGACAUUAUUCAAUGAAAUCAAUUCGAGAAAACUACACGGAGAGAGAAAUGUCUUUCGAGGAAUCUUUCGUAACCCAUUCUUCUACUGUAUUUGGCUAUUUUGUUUCGGUGCACAAAUUCUAAUUGUCACAUUCGGUGGUCGUGUUUUUAGUUGUGCACGAUUGAAUAUUCAACAAUGGGCAUGGAGUAUCUUAUUUGGCGUUGGAUCUCUUCUCUGGCAACAGAUUAUUUUGUGCAUUCCAACUAAACCAUUCGGUCUUUGUUUUUCGGCAAUGUAUCGCGUUUGUUGCCCAUGUUGCUACAAACGACAACAGAAAAAACGUGCAGAAGCAGAAGCACGUCGUCAGUCUGAAGCUAAUAUACGUCGUCAAUCACGAAAGAGUGAUGGCGACCAUAUUCAAUUUAGUACCAUUGGUCAACUGACAAGUGCAACAGUUGUUACUGAACCACCACCUGUUUUUGCUAAGUUUAUGCUUCGUAAAAGUGUCGAUCGACUUAACACCGAGUUCCGAGUCAUCAACGAAUUUCGAACACGACUUGAAGAACUCAAAGAUAAGAAAGUCGAAGAAGCAAUUGAAUAUAAACGAAAUAGUCGAGGCAAUCUUCUCGAAGAACAAUUGUGA
This is a messenger RNA of Adineta ricciae, 6825 nucleotides long. Lineage: Eukaryota; Metazoa; Rotifera; Eurotatoria; Adinetida; Adinetidae. The record is from the annotation of a GenBank genome assembly.